AUGAGAACCAGUAACCAUUUGAUAGGUGCACUGAACUUCCUAACCUUCCUGCUAUCAAUCCCAAUACUGGGUGGUGGAAUAUGGCUAAGCGGCAGAGCCAACAACACAGACUGUCUCAAGUUCCUCCAGUGGCCUCUCAUCGUCAUCGGAGUCGCCAUCAUGGUGGUCUCACUCGCGGGCUUCGCCGGCGCGUGUUACCGGAACAUCUUCCUCAUGUACUUCUACUUGUGGGCCAUGUUCGUCAUCAUAGCUGCCCUAAUAGGGUUCGUGAUCUUCGCCUAUGUCGUGACUGAUAAAGGGUCGGACCGGGUCGUGCCGGGCCGGGUCUACCGCGAGUACUACUUGGUGGACUACUCUGGGUGGCUGGAGAAGCGCGUGGCGAGUGACAGUAAUUGGAGGAAGAUCAGUUCUUGUAUUAGAGACUCUCAUGUGUGUCCUAAGUUGAGGAGGAUGACCGGUGGGUUCCCUGAGCCUGCUGACAUGUUUUACCGCAGAAAACUCAAUCCUGUUCAG
Ilex paraguariensis (yerba mate) is the source of this 513-nucleotide messenger RNA. The record is from the annotation of a GenBank genome assembly. NCBI's taxonomy places the organism in Eukaryota, Viridiplantae, Streptophyta, Magnoliopsida, Aquifoliales, Aquifoliaceae.